Messenger RNA from Rotaria sordida, 384 nucleotides. NCBI's taxonomy places the organism in Eukaryota, Metazoa, Rotifera, Eurotatoria, Philodinida, Philodinidae. The record is from the annotation of a GenBank genome assembly.
AUGCACUUAACACUUAUUGUUCUCGUUGCAUUGAUUCCAUCAAUAACAACUUUAAAAUGUUUUGUAUGUAAUUCGAAUGAACAUCCUACUUGUGCAAAUGCAGGCGAGUUAAAUAUAUUUCAAAAAGAAUGUAAUGUAACUGUUGAGCCGCAUUGUCGUACAAUAACUCAAACAGUUAAUCAAGAAAAAAGUGUUGUACGAGCAUGUGGUUCAAAAGCCACAACAAAAAGUUGUUAUAAAACUGCUGGAUUUAAUAAUGCUAAUGUUUGUUCAUGUAAUACGGAGCUUUGCAAUAAUGCACCAAAUUUCAAUCGACAACAACAAAUAAUGACGAUUCUUUCAUCAAUUAUUGUUGUGGCAAUAACAAUGAUUAUGCUUCGUUGA